UUGAUAGGGUGAAAGUGGAAGCAGUUCGCGGCGCCGCCGUUGUUUUCUAUUUUGACUGUAGCCAUAAAGUGGUGGAGCAGCAGACCCAAAGAUCAGACCGAUCUCAGCGCUGAACGCACCGGUAUCUCUCCGCGUCUGGAUGGGCCAACCGACCUCGAAACACCCGCCAUCCCGGAGCUCCUGACACGGAAUGACGGCUCGGUUUCCCGCCAGCAGCCUGGACUCUACUUCCAUGUUGUGAUCUGAAUCCUGGACUGGAUCUUCUGGAACAUUCAGUUCUCUCGAAUGUCCACCUUUUCCGCACCGCAACAUCCGCAGACCGCAUCAACACGGAUCCCGUUCAGCAAGCUCCCGUUGAGAUGGCCCGAGCAGAAACCAUCGAGACUGUCGGAGAAAAUGGAGGCGGACGAAACGGCCCGCUGUCUCUGCACAAUACCUGCUGCAUGGAGCUACCCCAACCACUCCACACCCGGCCAGGCCCGCGGACUGAACCCAGUGUCCACAACACCUCCCCCCACAGGGAACCACUACCGGGCCUCUACCUGCCAAACCAGCUGCCUUACUCCCACCCAGAGGGCCACCAGCAGCCACCGGCGUUAUCGCAGACUUCUUCCUGUCGUCUGGAAACCGGCCGGAGAACAGCUAGUCGUGAUUCAUCGCAAGAAGAACCGGAUUCGAACAAAGAAGAGCACCAGGACGCCUCCAGGCGGCAGGGUCCUCUCCCCGACCUGCUUCCCCAGAACGAGCACUCAUCCUGGGACUCGCCGCCCCAGCAGCUGGGCGUCGGCGGAGAGGCGGCGCAGCAGCUGGACGUGAUCAGGGUGGCCGGCCAGCUCAGGAUGAUUGGGGACCAAUUCAACGCCAUGAUUCUCCACAGAGCGCACAUCGCCCCCCAGUGGCAGGACUGGAGAGAGGUCUGCCUGGGAUUCCUGGACUUUAUCGCCCAAUCACUCAGCACUCUCUACCGGCUGACGUAGAGCUACGAUCCGGACCUUUUCCUGCCAUCUGGGCCGAAACGUUCUGUUGCUAAUGGGUCGCCAGACUGUCAGUCACCUCAUGGAUCAGAUUGGCCCGUCAGAACCGGACCUCUCCCGUCAGUCAGCGCUGCUGCACACUGCAGCCGCUGGACUGGACGGAUGAACUUCUUGUUUAUUUUGUAAAAUAUAUAUAUAUAUAUAUUUGUUUUUGUCCUGUCUCGGGGGGCUAGGUCUUUGUGAAAUAGCUGGAGACUUGGGCCAAACUUUGUUUUCUGUGGUGCUGAGAACAUUCACUGAAUAAACACAAAAUUCUAC
Molecule: messenger RNA, 1292 nt
Organism: Poecilia latipinna (sailfin molly)
Lineage: Eukaryota; Metazoa; Chordata; Actinopteri; Cyprinodontiformes; Poeciliidae
Gene: bbc3
Product: BCL2 binding component 3
Exons: 4
Coding region: 360-977 (205 amino acids)
Source: RefSeq, a predicted model, not a curated record